GGAGCCGCUCGGCCUGCAGGCGGCGCCGGCGGCCCCGCUCUUGCUGCCGCCCGUGCGCGAAGAUCGGCGGCGCCAGUCGGCGGAGGCUCCGACGGGACCGGCCGGGCAGAGCGAUGCGCGGCUGCAGCGAUGGCCAAAUGGUUCAAGGAGCACUUGAUCUUCAAGAGCAACAAGGGUCCUCCUCAACCCCCCAAGCCCGACUACCGAUUGCGGUCGGCCGGGCAGCCCGACAUCCUGGCCGCUUACAAGCUGCAGAAAGAGCGGGACUUCGAGGACCCUUACACCGGCUCCCGGGGCUGCGGCGCUCCGGCUCCCGGCUGCGGGGCCAGCUCCUGCCCGCUCCCCAACGCCGCCAAGAAAGGCGCCGCCGAGGUCAGGUACAUCUCGCCGAAACACCGGCUCAUCAAAGUAGAAAACCCCGAGAAAAACUGCGGUAAAUCGCCCGGAUCCCCCGAGGAUCAACAGGGCAAGGUCAUUAUUCUCGAAGAUUAUGCGGAUCCUUUCGAUGCUCAGGCUGGUGUGACCCAGGCUGGUCAGGAGAAAGUGGUGGGGAACGAUGGCUACAUGGAACCGUACGAGGCCCAAAGAAUGAUGGCAGAGAUCCGCCGGCGGGGAUCAAAGGAUGCCUCCAACAAGCCACUGCCUCUGUACGACACGCCCUACGAACCCACGGAGAACGGCGGAGACUCAGACGCGGAGAGGGUGCCCUCUCACCGGCCUCGCGAGAGCCGUCUCCCGGAGGAUGACGAGCGGCCUCCUGGCGAGUACGACCAGCCCUGGGAGUGGAAGAAGGGCCGGAUCUCAAAGGCUUUCGCAGUGGAGAUUAAGGUAAUUAAAGAGCUGCCUUGGCCCCCACCGGUGGGACAACUGGACAGAGCUCUGCCGGACCAUGAAGGGGACAUUCUGCCUUCUCACUGCCACCUCGUGCAUCAGCAACUGCUGCCACAGAUGCAGCCCACGAUCGAAGACACCAGUGUGCAGUUUGAUGAGGCGGACAACUCUCGGCAGUCUCCACCCAAGGAGGAGAAGGCCUGGCAACACAAUCGCCUGUCAGGUUCGAACCUGAAAUCACUGAAGCAGCAGAGUGUGGAGCUAGGGGAGAAGGUGGAGCCGGACCUGCCCCUCGUCAGCCAGACCUGGUAUCAUGGAGCCAUCAGCCGGACAGAUGCUGAGAACCUCCUGCGUCUGUGUAAAGAGGCCAGUUACCUGGUGAGGAAUAGUGAGACCACCAAGAAUGACUACUCCCUCUCGCUGAAGAGUAACCAGGGGUUCAUGCACAUGAAGCUCACCCGGACCAAAGAGAGCAAGUAUAUCCUGGGCUUGAACAGUCCCCCGUUUGACAGCGUGCCAGAAGUAAUCCACUACUACAGCAGUCGUAAACUGCCCAUUAAAGGAGCCGAACACAUGUCCCUCCUGUACCCCGUGGCUAUCAGAACACUAUAGCAAUGGCAGCAACUCCCACUGGCACAGAACUAUUGUAUAGACACGCACACACUCCCUCUCUCUCACGGAGGCAGCCCUUUGAUCUUUGACCUUCAGCAUUGCCAAGGAGAACCGGAGGGACUGUCUUCAGACAUUGAUGGCACGAGACUGCAGUUACCUUCACCCCAAUCACAACGUCCGAGAGAAGACUGCUCACUGCAGACCCGACCAUGGUGCCCCACCAGAAGCUGCAGUUUGCCCGCCGUAUUCAUGGGAUUUAUCAGUGUUGGAAUUUCCUGCAAGUCUAGAUUGCUGUCAAAAUCCUUACGUGAUGACUAUUUAUAUGCAGAGUUUUUCCUGUUCGUGUCUAGGGGUUUUCUUGAGCCUGUGAGAUCUCCAGUUCCUCCAAGCGUAAGGGCACUGAACAACCCCAGAUCUAGUCCUAAACUCACAGUUUGUCUGAAAGAGCAGCAGGUUGGGAAGUUAUAACUGAUACGCAUUCAAAGGUGAAUCAGUGGUACAAAGUGAGUAUCUUGUUGGACAGCGUAUAGAGAGCUUUACUCAGUAUUUGAAGGGACAGUGUAGAAAAAGCUAUUCUCUAUGUCUAACCACUGCUGUCCCUCUCCUGGGAGUAUAGAUGGAAUGGUGUAAAGGGAGAUUUGCUCUGCAUGUAAACUGUGCCAUAUCCACCAUGGGAGUGUGUGAUGGGACACUGUAGUGGGAACCAUAUUAAAUGUCUAACCCCUGCUGUCCCUGCCCUGGGAGUGUGUGGCGAGACAGUGUAGAAAGAAUUUUCCUCUGUACCUAACCUGUCCUGCUUCCGUUCUGGAUUGCGUGAUGGGUCUGCUUAGAGCAAGCCUCACUCUGUAACUAACCUAUGCUGUCUCUGUCCUGGGAAUUUGAAUUGGGACAGUGUAGAGGGAGCUUUUCUCUGCACUGUCUUCCCUUGGGAGUGUAUGGGUCUCCUUAGAGUCGGGUUACUCUGUAACUAACCUAUGCUGUCUCCGUCCUGGGAGUGUCUGAUGGGACUGUUUAGAGUGAGUCUUACUCUUUGUGUAGCUUGAGUUGACCCUGUCCUGUGACCAGGAUCGAGAGUUGUGCAAAACUACAAAGGUUUCUCCUGCAGGAACAUCUCUCACUCUGAAGAAAUGGAAGCCACAGUAAUACCCAGCAUUUGACCACCCACUAACAACUGAGCUGUGCCAAGCACUGUUGUUGGGAAGAACAAAGGCAACUUGUUUCUGUUGUUUAAUGGAAGAAAGGGUAUGAAACAUUCUGAAUAGUGGGGGUAGACGGGAGUUGCUUUCCUGAGAAACCACCAUUAAGUGGUGGCUGGGGCAAGUGUGCAGACAAGCUGAAGAGCUUUGAAAAUGGUCGACCUGGAAGUCAAUGAGGAAUCUAGUAAGUUACUGAAGGCAAGUACUUAAAAUGGGGGACUAAGAUGUCAUUUAUAUUCCAAUAUCAACAGCAGUAUUUUUUUUACAGUUCCCUACUCUAGUGGGUUUUAAAACUUGUCCUUAUACAUUCAUAGUAUCUGUUUACGUGCUCCAUUUCAAUGGAGAUAUUCCUUGUGGAGCAAUAGAGUUUUACAAAGUAUUUACAGCUUUGAAACAGGCCAUUCAGCCCACAUAGUUUCUGCUCCCCAUGACCAUCCUCCCACACCCUUCUAUUCAUUCCUUACUGUAAUGUAGAAAUGAACUAUUUGGCCCAUCUAGUGCAGCUAGUGGUUAGGGUGCCUUGGUAGCAUAGCUGUUAGUGCAAUGCUGUUACAGCUCAAGGCAUUCCAGAGUUCAGAGUUCAAUCCCAGUGCCGUCUGCAAGGAGUUUGAACGUACUGCGCAUGAGUGCGUGGAUUUCCUGCAGGCGCUCUGGGUUCCGCCCACAGUCCAAAGACAUACCAGUUAAUAGGUCAUUGUAAAUUGUCUUGUGAUUAGGUUAGUGUUAAGCAGCCUUGUUGCUGGGCAGUGAGGCUUGUUGGUCCAGAAGGUCCUGUUCUGUGCUCUAACUCUAAAUAAAUAAAUAAUAAAAUCAUGUGUGUGCUGAUCCCCUAGUGGAGCAAUCCCAACGGUCCCAUUUCCUCUUCCUUCCCUGGCAACUCUGCUCCCCUAGACCAAGGGGUGUUACAGCAGCUACUUAACAUAUCAGCCCACACGCUCCUGGAAUGUGGGAGGAAUCUAGCACCCAGAAUAAGCCCACACGGUCACAGGGAGAACGUGAACGUUAUCUAUACAGACAGUGCUGGAGGCCAGGAUCAAACCUGGCUCUCUGGAGCUGUGAAACAGCAGAUCUUCUCGCUGUGCUACCAUGGAUCUACCUGACUUCCUAUUGAAACCAUUACUGCUACUUGCCCUACCCAUGCCUCACUGGAGUGAGUGCCACAAUUCCAUCACUGCUUGGGGAAGCAGGUCUCCGAGUGAAUAGUCCAUCCCGUUCAAAAUACCCCUAAUUCUGGUCUCCCAGAAACAGCUCUCUCCCCCGUUGAAUGCUGAUUUUAUUAAAGCUCUACAUGGGCUUCAAGACCAUAAGACACGGGAACAGAAUUAGCCCGUUAGUGUGCUCCACCAUUCAAUCAUGGCUGAACCCCAUUCUCCUGCCUUCCCAUAAUCUUUAGUGCCCAUACUAAUCAAGAACCUAUUAACCGCCUCUUUAAUGAUGUGGCCUCCGCAGCCGUCUGUGGCAAUGAAUUCCACAGAUUCACCUCCCUCCAGCUAAAGAAGUUCCUCUUCAUCCCUGUUCUAAAGGGAUGUCCCUCUAUUCUGAGCUAUGCCCUCUGGUCCUUGACUCUCUCCACAUCUCUGUCCUUACAAUAUGACAGCAUAAGAUAUAGGAGCAGAAUUAGGCCAUUUGGCCCAUCGAGUCUGCUCCGCUAUUUCAUCAUGGCUGAUCCAAUUUUCCUCGCAGCCCCAAUCUUCUCCUCAUAUCCCUUCAUGCCCUGACCAAUCAAGAAUCUAUCAACCUCUGCCUUAAAUAUUCAUAGACUUGGCCUCCACAGCUGCCUGUGGCAAAGAAUUCCACAGAUUCACCACUCUCUGGCUAAAGAAUAAAAAUAGGUUUCAAUGAGAUCUUCCCUCUUUUUUCUGAACUCCAGUAAGUACAGGCCCAGAGCCAUGAAGCGCUCCUCAUAUGUUAACCCUUUGAUUCCUGGGAUUAUUCUUGUGAACCUCCUCUGCUCCGUGUCUAAUGGCCAGCAUGUCCUCUCUUAGAUAAAGGCCCAAAGUUGCUCACCAUACUCCAAGUACAGCCGACCAAUGCCUUACAAAGGCUCAGCAUUCCAUCCCCUAACACUGGACCAUAGUGACACUCCUCUGUGUGGAAUCCUGCAACAGGAUGAACUGGGAGUGCGGGAGAGGUCUGAGGAGUAGGUGUAGGUGUAGGUGUAGGUCAACUGGUCUUCCUGAUCCCACCAAGACAGCUUGAGAAUUCCUUAAUUCUGGUCUCAGAACACAGAGGUGGUUGGAUUUAUAUUGAACCCCCCAUUCUGUGGGCUUCAGAGAAAGAAAUCUGUGGAUGUAGACAUCAUCUCUAAUCCACACAUGGUUGAAUCCAAUGGUGACUGCCAACAAGGGAUGAGCAAUAAGAAAAAUGUCUCCUGGAGAGGCAAUGACAUAAGUCCAUGGGUGUUGUCCAUGCCUUUGACCUUCAGCCUGUGGCAUGGUGAACAACAGUGGUGACGGGUGUGUGGUUAUACAUGGUAGAGUGUAAUGGGCUAUAUUACACUGCAUUAAGAAUGCUGAUUGGUGAAGGCACUUAGUGGGGUAGAGGUCACUGGGGUUGGGAGACCAGGUUUGGGCCGUGGUGGGAUGGGGAAGGUGGUGUUGAUCCUGGUGUGCAGAUGUUAGGAGAGGUCACAUCUGGAUUUAGCUGUGGCUAAAUGUCCAAAUGCUCCAGGACAUGAAGAAUGAGCCAGGGAUGGUUACAAGGACAUUGGGUCAGUCUGGUCUCUGGAUUGGUCUGGUCUGGGUGUGAGCUUGGUCAGUCUUGUCUGGGUGUGAGCUCGGUCAGUCUGGUCUCUGGAUUGGUCUGGUCUGGGUGUGAGCUCGGUCAGUCUGGUCUCUGAGUUAGUCUUGUCUGGGUGUGAGCUCAGUCAGUCUGGUCCCUGGAUUGGUCUGGUCUGAAUGUGAGCUCGGUCAGUCUUGUCUGGGUGUGAACUUGGUCAGUCUGGUCUCUGGGUUGGUCUGUUCUGGGUCAGCAUGUCCUGGGUCAGUCUGGUUGGAUCAGUCUGUCCCUGGUCAUGAGAAGAGAAGAUGAGAAUGAAGUGAGCACUAACAGGUGAACUCCCACAGCAAGUCAGCCCACUCUGCUUGAAGCUUUCACAAUGGCACAGUGGUUCAGAAGGAUCCCUUUAUGUGGUGCCCUGUACUGUGGAGCCAUUUCCAUAUGUUAUUUAUUAAAUUUAGUAACUGAUCUGA
Molecule: messenger RNA, 5830 nt
Organism: Hypanus sabinus (Atlantic stingray)
Lineage: Eukaryota; Metazoa; Chordata; Chondrichthyes; Myliobatiformes; Dasyatidae
Product: SH2 domain-containing adapter protein F-like
Exons: 7
Coding region: 130-1443 (437 amino acids)
Molecular function (GO): phosphotyrosine residue binding
Source: RefSeq, a predicted model, not a curated record